Molecule: messenger RNA, 123 nt
Organism: Cavenderia fasciculata
Lineage: Eukaryota; Evosea; Eumycetozoa; Acytosteliales; Cavenderiaceae
Exons: 3
Coding region: 1-123 (40 amino acids)
Source: RefSeq, a predicted model, not a curated record
AUGACAGUCGAACAUUUAUUUGGUCCCUAUGAACCAGGCAAAUAUACAUUUGGUCAACACUCUCAAAACUCAAUAUUUUUCGAAUUUAAGAUUGAGAUUUUAAAACAACACAAUUUGAUUUAA